Corylus avellana is the source of this 855-nucleotide messenger RNA. Lineage: Eukaryota; Viridiplantae; Streptophyta; Magnoliopsida; Fagales; Betulaceae. The record is from RefSeq and is a predicted model, not a curated record.
UUCCAAUGAUGCAUUUUACCACAAAGAAAUUCCAAAAUGAUGGUUCUAUGACUGGUGGUGCAUUUGAUUUUGAAAGAGCAACGACAUCACUUUCCAAUCAGUCAUUGUCGUCGUCUAAGAAGGUAACUCUUGCGAGGCACGGCCUUAGCUCUUGGAAUGAAGAGAGUAAAGUUCAGGGAAGCUCAAACUUAUCAAUCCUAACAGAAACUGGAGUGAGGCAAGCAGAGAGGUAUAGAAAAGCCUGGGCAAAUAUAUACUUUGAUGAAUGCUUUUCAAGUCCAAUAUCUCGUGCUAAGUCCACUGCUGAAGUUAUAUGGCAAGGGAGGGAAGAACCACUUGUUUUCCUUGAUUCGCUGAAGGAAGCCCAUCUAUUUUUUCUUGAAGGCAUGAAAAAUGUGGAUGCUAAGGAGAGAUAUCCAAAGGAGUAUACCACAUGGAGAGAAGAUCCUGCUAAUUUCUAUGUGAAUGGUGUCUACCCUAUACGAAAACUAUGGGCAACGGCAAGAGAGGCUUGGAGGGAAAUGUUACUCUCACCGGUUCUGAGCAAUAGAUAUGAAUAAUGGCGGAAUAUCUGUUUUUAACUUCAACAAAAGAGGAGAAGCAAUGCUUCAAUCUUUAAACAUGACAGCCCACAUGUAUGGUGAUCACUUCUAUAUUUACUAUUUACUAAAACUUAUUGAUAUGGAACUCACUGAUGAGAAAGAAGCUUACCUUACUGCCCAACAUCUAAGGACACAGAAUUCACACCGCAGAAUCAUACAACACUAAACUGGUUUAUGCCUGUAAGGGUUUCAGGUUUGAAAUUGAGAAACUUACACUCGAAUUUAUUUGCAAUGAUGUAUGGCUGGGGCUGUG